This is a messenger RNA of Durusdinium trenchii, 1077 nucleotides long. NCBI's taxonomy places the organism in Eukaryota, Dinophyceae, Suessiales, Symbiodiniaceae. The record is from the annotation of a GenBank genome assembly.
AUGACGAUGCGAAGUUUAGGUGCUGCAUGGCCACCUUUGCUGCAUGCAGUGCGCCGCACUUCACAUCAAGGAGCGGCUGCGGCCGCCCCGCCAGGGGCAGAACGCAUUGGUGCGGGCAUUGGACGGCUCUCAAAUCUCGUUCUCGAGCGGGGUGAAGGCAGUUGGGUCUACACAGCUGAUGGGGAGAAGUACUUGGAUUUCUCCACAGGCAUUGGAGUCACGAACUUGGGCCACUGCCAUCCUCACGUGACGGAAGCUGUCCGCCAGCAGAUUGGAAAGCUAUGGCACGCCCAGGUGAAUAUUGCCUAUCACAGCCAGAUGCUUAAACUCACGGAGAAGUUGGAGAAGGUGAUGCCGGGCGACGGUGGUUUGACGAGCUUCCUGUUUGUCACCACCGGCUCCGAAGCCGUUGAGGCGGCGGUGAAACUGGCCAGGCAUGCCACCAAAAAACCCAACGUCAUUGUGUUUCAGGGAGGUUACCAUGGUCGAACACUCCUCACGAUGAGUAUGACAACAAGUGGCACCAAGUACCGUGCAGGAUAUGGACCCCAUGCUGCAGGUAUCUUUGUCGCCCCGCACCCCUUCUUUGCGCUCCGUGAGCAGAGUGAAGCUGAUCAUGCAGCUUGGGCAGUGGAGCAAUUGGAGAUGAUGUUGCUCCAGCAGACGGCACCGAGCGAGACCGCUGCUGUGGUAUUGGAACCCGUACUGGGCGAAGGGGGCUAUGUGCCACCGGCGCCUGGCUUGCUGCAAGGCAUCCGGGACUUUUGUGAUCGGCAUGAGAUACUUUUCAUUGCAGAUGAAGUGCAGAGUGGGUUCGGCCGCACGGGCCGCAUGUUCGCGGUGGACCACGAUGGGGUGUGCCCCGACAUCCUGGUCUUUGCGAAAGGGGUGGCUUCGGGGUUCCCUUUGGCGGGGAUUGCCUCACGCAGGGAGCUCACUUCCACCCAACCUGCUGGUAGCCAAGGAGGAACCUACGCAGGCAAUGCUGUAGCCUGUGCAGCUGCUAAUGCCACGCCUGGGACUGGGAUUUUCACUGGGUCGUGGCGUGGGGCGCAUGUUCUCAGCUUAUUGAGAUGA